Cantharellus anzutake is the source of this 1319-nucleotide messenger RNA. Its product is annotated as ribonuclease III domain-containing protein. The record is from RefSeq and is a predicted model, not a curated record. Gene Ontology annotation, cellular component: nucleus. The coding region runs from base 1 to 1101 and encodes 366 amino acids. Lineage: Eukaryota; Fungi; Basidiomycota; Agaricomycetes; Cantharellales; Hydnaceae. Gene Ontology annotation, biological process: rRNA processing; primary miRNA processing; regulation of gene expression. The transcript is spliced from 5 exons. Gene Ontology annotation, molecular function: double-stranded RNA binding; ribonuclease III activity.
AUGUCCACGCCUGCAGAACCUAACGCGUCUUUCAAUUUACCACACUUCUCUCCAGAAGAAUGGGGAUCGAUUCAGCAGCCGCCGCCCUCUGCUCUGCAUGCUCUCUCUGCCCGACUUGCCUUUCUCACCUCAUCCCCUUCCUACACUCCGUCGCAGAAAGCGGAAUUACUUACACAAGCACUCACCCAUUCAUCAUGUUUACCGACAAUCAGAAAGUAUUACCCUAGAGCAUCCCCCCCUAGAACGAACGGAGCGCUUGCUAGCGUAGGAAAUGGUUUACUGGGGCUUUUUGCGUCUGAGUGGGUGCAUUCGGCUUAUCCUCAUUUGCCAACGCGAGCGGUCAAAGCUGCUGUAAGUGCAUACGUUGGUCCGCGGACUUUGGCGGAUGUUGCGAAGGAAUGGGGUGUUUCGCCAUUACUGAGAUGGUCGCGUGCUCUCCGAAAUGACAAAGACCCAGGAGUUUUGCAAGUGAAUGCGCUUGCAUCUUUCUCCCGUGCUCUGGUGGCGCUGUUAGCUCACCAUGCUUCCCUCGCCCAUGCACGGGAUUUCACCCAUGUUCAUUUCUUAUCACGCUCAGUGGAUCUUGAACCACUGCUCAAGUUUCGCGCCCCAAAGACUGCGCUCACUGAGACCGUCGCCAAGUUUGGUAGAGAGCGACCAAUAUCAAGGUUGUUGAGCGAAACUGGGCGGUACACCAACACACCGAUGUUUGUAGUCGGAAUAUAUUCAGGGUCAGACAAGCUCGGUGAAGGCUUUGGGCACUCGCUGAAAAUGGCAGAACACCGGGCCGCGGAGGACUCCUUGAAUCGUCUCUAUCUUACCCGACAUCCUUCUCAUCUAACUCAACUCCCAACAUUCUCGUUCCCUCCUUCAUUCACGUCGACGCAUAGCCCUGAAUUACUGGCAGAGUUGUUAGAUUCUAAUCUGAAGACACCACCCCAGCCCCCAAUCCUCGGGGAAUCCGAAGUAUUGUAUGCGAGCAGAGGUUCUUAUGAGAAAUCAUCUGGCACGUCAAUCCCAAAAGCGCGGAAAGAAAGCCAUAUCAAAAAGCCGGUGGAAGGGCGUCAGGGAAGUUUGGAAGACUAUGGCGUUACUGCAUAAUAUAAUGAAUUUUUAUACAAGCCCAUAUUCGUAUGGACGGAAAGGAACCUAAACGUGGUGCACGAGAGCUGAGUCCGAGGUGGUAUGGUCGAGGUUCCGCGCAAUUAUCGUGUGGAAGAGGGAGGGACUCCCCAUUCGGGCGUCCCUUCAGGCCGAGGUACACGUACUUGCUCCCAGUCAUCUCUUGCAGCAUGCUUCCCUCCAUCAGCUUGCAGACG